Molecule: messenger RNA, 1339 nt
Organism: Salvelinus fontinalis (brook trout)
Lineage: Eukaryota; Metazoa; Chordata; Actinopteri; Salmoniformes; Salmonidae
Product: polycomb complex protein BMI-1-B-like
Exons: 9
Coding region: 19-987 (322 amino acids)
Biological process (GO): negative regulation of transcription by RNA polymerase II
Cellular component (GO): PRC1 complex
Molecular function (GO): promoter-specific chromatin binding
Source: RefSeq, a predicted model, not a curated record
UUUUACCAUUUUAGGACAAUGCACAGAACAACAAAAAUCAAGGUGACUGAGCUGAAUCCACAUUUGAUGUGUGUCUUGUGCGGUGGAUAUUUUAUCGACGCAACCACCAUUGUGGAGUGUUUGCACUCAUUCUGUAAAAUGUGCAUUGUUUGUUAUCUGGGGACCAGAAAAUUCUGUCCAAUUUGUGAUGUCCAGGUUCACAAAACGAAACCCCUUUUGAAUAUUAAGUCUGACAAGAUCCUUCAAGAUAUUGUUUACAGGUUGGUACCUGGGCUUUUCAAAGAUGAAAUGAAACGAAGGAGGGAUUUCUAUGCUGCACGUCCUUUUCAUCCUCCUCUUCCUGCUGGAAGUGGAUCAAAUGAAGAGCGAGGGGAGGUGGCAGAUGAAGCAAAGAGAAUAGUAGCCGACGAUGAGAUUAUCAGCCUGUCCAUCGAAUUCUCUCAGAGCAAGUUGGUAAUGGAGGACGGUGAAGUCAAGGUUAUGAAGACAGGGAUGAUUGACAAGCGAUACUUGCAAUGUCCAGCAGCCAUAACCAUAAUGCAUCUGAAGAAAUUCCUUCGAAGUAGAAUGGAUAUUCCAUGCACCUAUCAGAUAGAAGUUAUGUAUGAAGAUGAACCAUUGAAGGAUUACUACACAUUAAUGGACAUUGCACACAUCUACACCUGGAGAAGGAAAGGUCCCUUGGCAUUAAAAUACCGGGUACGAACAGGCUGCAAGAAGAUGAAGUUGAGCAGCCCAAGAAACGGGACCAAAACCACACAGCAUGCUGGAGGAGUAUGCUAUGACUCUGGGACUGGGGGUGACAAGCAUCUGAACAAUGACCCCGAAGCUCCCUCCACCUCAUCCUCCUCUCUGCCCAGUCCGAGCCACAGAAUUGUCCACUCAUCAUCAUCGCUUACCCACCUCUCCCGCAUUGGCACCUCAACAAACGGUAUCUUAACAAAAGCGGGUCCAAAUCGACUUUCCCGGACAUUCACGCCAACAUAGACUGUAGAUACUUUUAUUAUUGUUUGAAACAUUUGCCAUUUUUAUAUAAUCCUAUGUGGACAAUGUAUUUGUUCAUUUGUCUAAGAAAGACUGCUGUGGAAAGACUUAUUGAAUUUGCUCAAUGGCAUCUGCAGAUCGGAUUUAAAAUGGCUAGCCCAGUAAUGUGCCAUGUGGUUUGGAAUGUGAGAAAAAAAAAAAAAAGUUUAUUUCACACCUGGACAUUCCAAUGAUUCCCAUAACUGAAUUGCCAAAUACUGUAGUUGAUUGAAAUGGAAAUGUGGUUUUGGCUUCGUCAACUUCAUUUGUCAACACACAAAACAUGUUUUGGACUAUUGCCCUCUGCAUACAUGUA